AUGCAGGAGGAAAAAAGGAACACAUUAUUGGAAGGUGAAGGAAUUUUAAGUAUAACUGGAAGAAUUGUUAUAGUGGCAGAAAACUUGGCCUCAUUGUGUUCUACAGUUGUGGAGAAAGCAGAAAUUGUAAAUGAUGAAAUUGGAUAUGUUGCUGAAGAGAUUUCCAAGCAAAGUAUUAAAGAGGCAACCUGUUUUUCUUUUCUUUCUUUCUUUUUUUUUUUGCUUAGUAAAAUGCAGGAGGAAAGAGAUAAAUUGAGGAAGGAAUUGUUAAGCAAAAAGGAAGCAGUGCUUGAUGAUUUGAGAGGUUAUUUGCCUAUCUAUAUUUCAAAGGAUGUUAAUACUAGGAGACUGAUUAGGGAAGUGUGUUCUGGAGAGAAGGCCAAGGGUAUAGCUGGAUAA
Molecule: messenger RNA, 399 nt
Organism: Rangifer tarandus platyrhynchus (Svalbard reindeer)
Lineage: Eukaryota; Metazoa; Chordata; Mammalia; Artiodactyla; Cervidae
Source: the annotation of a GenBank genome assembly